Molecule: messenger RNA, 882 nt
Organism: Mustela erminea (ermine)
Lineage: Eukaryota; Metazoa; Chordata; Mammalia; Carnivora; Mustelidae
Gene: SMKR1
Product: small lysine rich protein 1
Exons: 2
Coding region: 277-579 (100 amino acids)
Source: RefSeq, a predicted model, not a curated record
CGGCGCGCGCAGCCCGGCGUUUGUGCGCGCGGCCCCGCCGGCGCCGGCGAGCCCCGCGCCCCCCCCAGACUCCGGGGCGUGCUGGCCUUGAGUCACGCGGCUCGUGGCCUCGGUUCGGUGGGUGCCCAGGCUCCGCGCGGCGGCGGCUGGGUGGCUGGCUGCCCCCUAACCCCGCCGGGCUCCCCUGAGCGUCUGGGGCUCCCGCGAAGCGUGGCGAAGUCCCGGGCCUGCGACGGUUCGCGGGCCAGUGCGGAGGCAGCCGGGUAGGCGGCAGGGAUGGGCGCGGGGCGCGCCCCCAGGCGAUGCGGAGAACUGGGCUCUCUCUCUCUAUUUCAGGAUUGGGAACCCAUGCCACACUCACCUGCUCGACUGAGGAAUUAUCAUGGUAAAGGGAAACGAGGAAAAGGCCGAGGCAAGUCUGGCGGGAAGAAACCGAAGAAACCGGAAGUGGACAUCCUCAGCCCAGCCGCCAUGCUGAACCUCUACUACAUCGCCCACAACGUUGCCGACUGCCUGCAGCUGCGAGGCUUCCGCUGGCCAGGUGCUCCCAAAUCAAAGAAAGGGAAAAACAAGACUUAAUAGCAUUUCACAGAGAGCAGAACUUGGGGACAAGAAAUCAGGAUAACACAACUACUGCAAGCAAAAUAGACUUUACUGAAGACAAUUUGAGAUGCAAGCCAAGUGGGCUUUUCUGUGGUAGUUAGUGAUAAAGAAAUGCAUUUUACUUCCCAGCUAAAUUCAGCUAGAGUUAGCCAGUUUGCUUUUUCCGAAGUCAAGGGGGCAAAAAGUCUGAGUAAACAUUCCACCGAGCGUGGUGGAAUUGAAAGGACUUUAAAAAUUAUUAUAAUUCUGGGUCAGAAUAAACUUUGUUCUCAAAAGGCA